GCCUGUGUUUCACAUCUAUGUUGACAUGUUCGCUAGACGUCAACGACGACGCAAACCCUCGGACCACUCCCGCUCGGUCACCAUCAGACGGACAACCUCACAUCCAUGACGUCUGCCAAAAAAUCUAUGAUGGUCUAUCCCGUCGUAUAGCCCUCCAGAUCAUCCAACACUCGGGAGAGACUGGAGCUGGAAAAACCCAUUUGACGAAUCAAGAAUGUCAAUUCUUCUUUCGUACCGACCUCACUGGCAUGUCCUCAAAACUUGGCGAUGGUAUCCAACUCAUAGAAUGUCUCGGUAAAGCCUCCACUAGACUUAACGUCAACUCUAGUCGUUUUGCCAGAAGCGUCACCAUAACUUUUGACACUUUCAACCCCUCUCAGCCUUUGCCUACCCAAGUUGAAAUCGAAGUGUAAAACCUUUCUCUCCCCAGAUCUUCCUCCUCCGACUCUGCUGCCCUGCCCCAACUGUGCUCUCCAUCUUGGUCUCGGAUCUCUACCCUCUUGGCAUCGUUUUUCGACCCAAGAGACAUGUCCGAAAUCUCCUUCAUCCUCGAUAACAUCCUGGACCUGUUGAUCGGACAAGACCCAAGCGGAAUACUCGUAGCUGGAUACAUGUACGAAACCCUCUUCUCAUCCGUCGUUCAUAAAGUCAACUCGGCCCUCAUAGGAGCGGGAACGAAACUUUCCCAAACUGAAACUACUGGAAAAGUCAUGCUUGUUGAUAGCCCAGGAUUUGAACUUGUGGAUCAUAUGGCUCUCGAUCAAUUCCUCUAC
Messenger RNA from Tremella mesenterica DSM 1558, 773 nucleotides. RefSeq lists its product as uncharacterized. NCBI's taxonomy places the organism in Eukaryota, Fungi, Basidiomycota, Tremellomycetes, Tremellales, Tremellaceae. Gene Ontology annotation, molecular function: cytoskeletal motor activity; ATP binding. Gene Ontology annotation, cellular component: myosin complex. The record is from RefSeq and is a predicted model, not a curated record. The transcript has a single exon. Bases 18 to 413 code for a protein of 131 amino acids.